Molecule: messenger RNA, 3252 nt
Organism: Lachancea sp. 'fantastica'
Lineage: Eukaryota; Fungi; Ascomycota; Saccharomycetes; Saccharomycetales; Saccharomycetaceae
Source: the annotation of a GenBank genome assembly
AUGGACCUGCUUUUGUCUUCGUUGAAUGAAAAGCAACUUGAAUCCGUGGUCUUCGAUCAUGGUAAGGCAUUGCAAAUUGUAGCUGGUCCUGGUACCGGUAAGACUAAAGUUUUAACGACAAGAGUAGCAUAUCUGCUUCUCGAGAAAGGGCUGAACCCAAGCGACAUCGUCAUCACAACAUUCACUAAAAAGGCAACUCUGGAAAUGAUCGAACGAAUUGGCGUUCUGCUCGAGGGCACUUCAAUAAAUCCCAAAAGCUUAUGGAUAGGAACCUUCCACUCAAUCUGUGCUCGUGUUUUAAGACAGCACGGGUGGCGUAUAGGACUCCCGAAAGACUGGAGGACGUUUUCAGAUAGCGAUACUGACCCGAUUUUCGCAAAACUAGUGGAAAAAAUCCCAGACCAGAUACGAGACCACGCACACCGAUACGAUAGAAAAGUCAACCUUUUAAGGCCCAAUUCCUCUCGUGACUGGGCGGUACAUCCGGCUGCCGUAAAGAAAAUGGUGUCGUGGCUCAAGUCCGAAGGUAUCACCGCUGAAGAGUACCGCGCUCAAAAUGAGCAUGAUCCCGCACUUCUACACUUCUAUGAACAGUACCAAGCUGAGCUUAUAUCCCAGCAUGCGUUGGACUUCGACGAUUUGCUUCUCAAUGCUUUCAAAUUACUUGCUAAGCAGAGAUGUCUGUCCAACAUAAAGCAUGUACUCGUUGACGAGUUUCAAGAUACCAACAGCAUACAACUGAAUCUGAUGUACCUUUUUGCCCGGGGUAAUGGUUCCCGCUCCCAAGGUAUCACUGCGGUUGGCGAUCCAGAUCAAAGCAUUUACGGAUUUCGCAACGCUCUCGCCGGAAAUUUUCAAGAUAUGGUAACGCAUUGCCCAAUUCCCUGUUCACGUAUUGUUCUGGUAGAAAACUAUCGAUCGUCUCAGAAAAUUCUAACUACAAGUGAAAUGUUAAUCAAGCAACAGCUAACAGGCCGCGAAGACCGACUUCCAUUGAGGGCUCAGUUCGAUAGCGGAUUUCCUCCUGUCUAUAUUGAGUUUCCUGCAAAGUUCUUGGAAUCGAGAGCUCUCGCUCGAGAGAUUCUUUACCUUCGUUCCUUACCUAAUCUCUGGAACUACAACGACUUUGCUCUUUUGGUGCGGCACCGCCGGCAAAUAAGACCACUUGAAACUUCACUUAUCGAGCACAGGAUUCCUUAUAAGAUUGUUAAUGGACGUGCGUUCUGGGAGUUGAAGGAAAUUAAUGGGAUGAUGGACCUAUUAAAGUGCGUCUAUUCUGAUUUUGAGAAGAAUGCAAUUCUGCGAGCUUUGCAGUAUCCGGCCAGAGGAUUAGGUGCUGCAACAGCCAAGAAGUUGGAAACAAUCGCCAGUGAAUACGAGACGCCGUUUUCAGCCCUCAAUGCCAUAGUAAGUGAUCCCAGGAAACUUGAAGUGCCGACAAAAGCCGUAUCCGUAAUCCAAGAGUUCUUAGCUCUUAUAACCGGCUGCAGAGAACUCCUGAACACUACGUCGGACUUACAAGUUAUAAGCACUAUCUUCGAUGAACUCUACGAGAAGUCUGGCUUACAGUAUGAAUAUCUCUAUGUGGAUGGUAAGAAAAAGGCCGAUGUCAAUCCUAAAGGCGAUCCUAAUUUUGCGAACAAAAGGCAUCUCAAUAUCCAGCUCUUGAGAGAACAUGUCUCCAUUUUCAAGCCAAUGAACGAUGAUCUUGCUCAAAGAGACGGUCCUGGUGACGAAAACUUGAAGGGCACUAAAGAACUCAAUAUACAUGACGUUCUAAGAGAGUUCAUCGACUCGGUAAAUCUUUUCUCGACCGAAACUGAAGUCGACGAGUCUCAAAUGUCAGAGAAGCAAAUACGACAGAAGAAGCAGCGAGAAAAGGAGGGAUUUGUUACUAUUUCAACUAUACAUGGCGCUAAAGGUCUCGAAUGGCCCGUGGUUAUGAUACCAGGUUGCGUCGAAGGCGUGAUACCGUGCGUUUUUGGUAAUAAAGAAGAUACAGACGACAGUGAUAACGACUCAGAAUCAGAAAGUACUAAGACAAGUGCAGGCCCGAAUAGCCCCAAGAAGAAGAAACCAAAAACCAACGAAGGUUCGCUGGAUGAAGAAAGACGGAUGUUCUUUGUUGCACAAACUAGAGCGAAAUUCUUGCUCUAUCUUACAGCAACAUCUAGUAACGACUCAGAGUCAAAAUAUGAGUCUUCAAAGCCAAGUAGGUUUUUGACAACUGACCUGAUCAGCACCAUGUGUCAAGAGCAAAAGGUCUUCGAAUCUAAGGAUUCAAUUCAACAGUUGUAUUCUGCUGUGGGCAGGCCUUUGCCAUCUGAAACGCAAUCAUUCUCCGUAAUGGCUCUAGUCAAGGAUUAUGCCAGUUUUAUCAAUUAUCGAAGAGAACGAAUGAUAUGGAGAGCCACUACUGUGAUUGACACGGCAAGGAUAAAGCUCGACGAAAACACUAGUCAUGCACCCGCCUCUCAUGGAAUAAUAACAGCUGCAACAUACUUGAAAGCGUCAUCAUCAGCAUACGUUGGUUCGAACAAGGCUCCCUAUCAAAGCAUAACACACAGAAAUCAAGCUACAGCUAGGACAACAUCAGAUCUUAGCGCAUUUUCUGGUCAGAGACGUGCGCCGUCUCAUUCACUUUCUAGAAGCUAUUCUAUUGGUUCUGCGCCUGCUAAAUCCUAUGCGCCUAAGAGUUCCCCCUGCAAGGCCAACAAGAUUCACCAGUCAUCGUCAUAUGCUCCUAAGCCUGAGGUCAUACCCGCAGGUACAACUAAGUCUAUUUCAUCGAGUGAGAGCUUCCCAGAUUCAGCGAAAAUUGAAUCACAGUGUCAGACGCCGGGCCUCGCUCCUGUUGUUAAAAGAGCAGGUCUCAAAUCUCGAAGAAAGAUAGUGGCAGAUUCCAUCGAACUGGGAGAAAUGCCUCCUGUUGACAACGAGCCUUCCGUAAGUAGAGAGGGGCUCAGUGCAACUACAGAGAAAAGUACACACGCUGUUGAGCGGGGCUUACUCUACCAAUCGAAAAACAAUUUCAAGACUGAGGAAGGACUGGAUGUUGCUGGCCGGACCGGCACGAAGUCAAGUGUUUCAAUUCCCACCACAGGUAUCAGACGACAUAGAAGUCCUGAAAAAAACUCUCAAAAGAAGGUCAAGCUGGAAGCUGUCAACAAUGGACCUGAUAUAAUGUCAAGACUCACCAAGGCAAAAAAUAGGUCACUCGAACCAAAAGACACAGUAAUCAUCAUAGACUGA